Xenopus laevis (African clawed frog) is the source of this 1578-nucleotide messenger RNA. It is a transcript of the gene ube2e1.L, whose product is annotated as ubiquitin conjugating enzyme E2 E1 L homeolog. The record is from RefSeq and is marked provisional. Gene Ontology annotation, molecular function: ubiquitin conjugating enzyme activity; ligase activity. Lineage: Eukaryota; Metazoa; Chordata; Amphibia; Anura; Pipidae.
GCAUUGCGCGAGUGUGUCGGUGGCGAGACAUACUUCUCCGGCCCAGGGAGAGCAUCUACUUAGCUGGACUUGUUCUAUAUCAUUUAGGGGGGAGGACAUUGCAUCUGGUCAGCCAUCUCCCCCUCCCUCCUGACUCGGUGCUGCAGGCAGUGUGCGAUCAGCUCGCUAUGUCGGAUGACGAUUCCAGGGCCAGCACCAGCUCCUCUUCAUCGAGCUCUUCCAGCCAGCAGCAGCAGCACAUAGAGAGGCAGGAGCCGGCCAAUAUCAACAACAACAACAACAACAAGAAGAAGGAGAACAAGGGCGGCAGUAUGAGUAAGAACUCCAAGCUGCUCUCCACCAGCGCUAAAAGGAUUCAAAAAGAGCUGGCAGAUAUUACCUUGGACCCUCCACCAAACUGCAGUGCCGGUCCAAAGGGAGACAACAUCUAUGAAUGGAGAUCUACUAUCCUUGGUCCACCAGGAUCUGUAUACGAGGGAGGGGUUUUCUUCCUGGAUAUCGCAUUCACACCUGAAUACCCAUUUAAGCCACCAAAAGUGACAUUUCGGACGAGAAUUUACCACUGUAACAUAAACAGCCAGGGAGUGAUCUGUCUCGACAUCCUGAAAGAUAACUGGAGCCCAGCACUCACAAUUUCCAAAGUCCUCCUGUCUAUCUGCUCUCUGCUCACAGACUGCAACCCUGCGGACCCUCUUGUUGGAAGUAUCGCCACUCAGUACAUGACCAACAGAGAGGAACAUGACAGAAUGGCCAGACAGUGGACCAAGAGAUACGCUACAUAGAUCCCACCCUUCCCUCAAACUCUUCUGUUUGUCCGUGACAGAGAGAGCUGCUUGUUAAAUUGAAGGGGAAAUGGAGGGUGGGAGCUGGUAAAGAAUAGGGUAUUUCUAUAACAGAUUUUAUUCAGCCUUUUAUUUCCAGAGAGUUUUGUUAUUGUAACUUAAGGUAUCUUUCUGCAGCAGCUGGUUAGAGUGAGCAGGGACAUCUUUGUAAUUCAAAAACUCUGUCUUCUAAUGGAGUAAUAAGAAGGCAAAUCUCCCUUUAUAUUUGGAACAGAUGGGUAUACAAGAAAUGUAAUUUUGUGCAGUGAGUAACACUGACUAUAAAUGUAGGCAUUUGUGUAAAGUCCUUGUAAAGUAUUGAACUGAAUGAAGUUUAAUUUUGAACCUAAUUUGUGUGUAUGUAAAAUAGGGCUACAGAGUGAGACCAGCAUAACCCUGUCUUUACCAAAGGGGCCUGCAAUGUAGCAGUCUGCAGAUUCCAGGCACCAGUGGGGUUUAUGAAUGGCAUUCCCUGGCAUAGGAUAUGAAUAUCUGGUUGUCUCGUGUAUUAAAGAUUCCUAAAUACACUUUAUAUAUAUAUAUAUAUAUAUAUAUAUAUAUAUAUAUAUAAUUUUUUUUUUCUUCCUUUUGUAUGUCUGUGUUAAUCUGAAGAGGUAAGUUAACGGGGACUGUAGGGAUAUACCUUAAGCUGUUUAACUGUUAAGGUGGUUAAUAAUUACUCAGUGGAUUGCUUAUAUGUUGCAGACUUCCAUCUGCAUUUGUUACUGUGUUAAUAAAAGUGAAAAAAAUACAAAUA